Messenger RNA from Spinacia oleracea (spinach), 2341 nucleotides. Its product is annotated as protein DETOXIFICATION 49. The coding region runs from base 568 to 2139 and encodes 523 amino acids. Lineage: Eukaryota; Viridiplantae; Streptophyta; Magnoliopsida; Caryophyllales; Amaranthaceae. The transcript has 2 exons. Gene Ontology annotation, cellular component: membrane. The record is from RefSeq and is a predicted model, not a curated record. Gene Ontology annotation, biological process: xenobiotic detoxification by transmembrane export across the plasma membrane. Gene Ontology annotation, molecular function: xenobiotic transmembrane transporter activity; antiporter activity.
GAGAAGUUUUGUAGGGUUGUAUAGUGUUCCAAUUUUCAUAUUGUCACUUCUCUCCUCUAAUCAUACCUACACUAGUCCUUUCUUUCCCCCCCCUUUCCUCUCUACCACAUAUAACUAUCCUUCUUACACUCUCCACUCGAGAUCGAUCACGAGUAGAUCGAGGGUGAAAUUUUGUAACCAACAACAGUGUGUGUAAGAGGGCUCGAAAAGGGGGUGAACUAAAGAACGUACACGAUUCAGAGUGUAAUUAAAAGUGUGAGAUUUUUAUUUUAUUUUUUAUAACUUUCUUUCUUCUCAAGACAGGGAUAAAAAAGAUUGGACAUUAUUAUUAUCACCACAACGAAUUAACCAUUACAUUAGAAUUUGAAAAAAGUCUUUAUUUUAUUUAAGAGAAAGAAUUAGCUUAUUGUUAUAUAAAAUACUAAAGCAAGGUCGCUUUCUAUUACUACUAGUCAUUAAGUUCAAAUUCUCCAAAUUGGUGCUAGCUUAUAGUACUUGUUCCCUUUUGAGGAAACUCUAAUUUAAUUAAGCACCCUGGAAACCAUCACUCCAAACCAUUGUCUACCUAUGGAACACCAUAAACACAACACCUCUCAAGCUCCUCUUCUUCCUGACCACAACUCCCCCCAAACUCGCCUCCGAAUCUCCGAGGUGGUAAACGAGGUGAGACAACUCUACAGCAUAGCAUUCCCAUUGAUCCUAAGCAGCCUACUAACCUACGGCAAAUCAGCUAUUUCAAUGGCAUUCAUGGGUCACCUAGGGAAGGAGGCUUUAGCGGGCGGGUCACUCGCAAUCGGGUUUGCAAACAUAACGGGCUACUCCCUCUUAGCCGGGCUAGCCAUGGGUAUGGACGCUAUCUCCUCUCAAGCCCAUGGGGCUAAACAAUGGGCUCUAAUGGGCCACACACUUCAACGCACCAUUAUAAUCUUAUCCCUUUGUUGUAUCCCAAUCUCGUUCCUUUGGCUAAACCUUAAUCCAAUCCUCGUCUUCCUCGGUCAAGACCCUGCAAUUUGCUCUGUAGCAUCAACUUACCUUACUUACUGCCUACCUGACCUUUUCUUCAUGGCGUUAAUCAACCCACUUAAAAUAUACCUUCGCUCACAAAACGUGACCCGACCCCUUGUGGUUAGUGCAGGGGUAGCUUUGUCAUUUCACUUCCCUGUCAACUACAUCAUGGUCACCUACCUAGGACUCGGUAUUCGAGGCAUUGCCAUUGCUACAGCAAUCAUGGACCUCAAUAUACUCCUUGUAAUGGUGGUUUAUAUAAUGAUCAAAGGGAUUCAUAAAAAGACAUGGCAAAGUUGGUCGUUUGAAUGCUUCCAUGGUUGGUCCACUAUCCUUUCUUUAGCUAUACCAAAUUGUAUCUCUGUAUGUUUGGAGUGGUGGUGGUAUGAGCUUAUGAUUGUCAUGUCUGGAUUACUCCCUAAUGCCGCGGAUGCUGUUGCCAGUAUGGGGUUGCUAAUACAAGCCACAUCGCUUAUCUACAUUUUCCCGUCAUCGCUUAGCCUCGCAGUGUCGACCAGAGUAGGAAAUGAGCUUGGAGCAGGACAGCCUAACAAGGCGAGGACUUCGUCUAGUAUAUCAUUGUGUUGUGCUAUUUUUACGAGUGUCCUUGCCUUGGCGUUUUCCGUGACGACGAGGAAUAUUUGGGGUCGGGCUUUUACGUCCGAUGAGGCGGUGAUUGCGCUUACGGCCGCCGCGAUGCCGAUUUUGGGGCUGUGUGAGCUUGGGAACUGUCCACAAACCACCAUGUGUGGUGUGCUCCGGGGUAGUGCUAGGCCUAAGCUUGGAGCUAAUAUUAAUUUGGGGUCGUUUUAUGGUGUUGGGCUUCCUAUUGCUAUUGGGUUGAGUUUUUUCAUGAAGAUGGGCCUUUUGGGCCUGUGGAUUGGCCUGCUUGGAGCCCAGGUAGCGUGCUCACUUUUUAUGGCAAUCAUGUUGGUAAGGACUGAUUGGGCCUCUGAAGCCCAACGGGCCAAAGAACUCACUGGUGGUGCCAGUUUUAUUAAAGAAAAUGAUGGUGAUGAUGAUGCUAAGAAAACGGUGAUGGAAAAUGAUGAUCUUGAAGCACAAUCCUUAAACAAAGAGAGUGAUGAAGAUGUUCAAACGCCAUUGAUGAUAAAAAUAGAAACCGUCCAAUAAAAUUUUGAUUUUUCCUUUUUUUUUUUUUUUUUUUCUUUUUCGGGUACAUAUUUUAGUUGUAGUUACCAGAGAAAAAAGUUGAUGUGAGCUGGAUAAUUUUGGACUUCCGUAUAGUUUCGGAAAUUUUGGUCUCUUUAUUUUUAGGAGGGGGUACUAAAAAGAUGUAUGUAUAGUCAUUAUUAAUGGAGAUACCCUUUUCUUA